Messenger RNA from Anopheles marshallii, 1233 nucleotides. Its product is annotated as adhesion G protein-coupled receptor L1-like. Gene Ontology annotation, biological process: cell surface receptor signaling pathway; G protein-coupled receptor signaling pathway. NCBI's taxonomy places the organism in Eukaryota, Metazoa, Arthropoda, Insecta, Diptera, Culicidae. Gene Ontology annotation, molecular function: G protein-coupled receptor activity. The coding region runs from base 1 to 1233 and encodes 410 amino acids. The record is from RefSeq and is a predicted model, not a curated record. Gene Ontology annotation, cellular component: membrane. The transcript has 7 exons.
AUGGAAACGUUGUACACUGGACACAUCCAUGGAUUUCCUCCCUCGGCAAACAUAUCAUACGGAUCGUUAAGCACAGCAUGGGGCUCACAGGGAGGUCUAAUUGCUUUAGGAGUAGUUCUCGGCAGCUCCGUUAGCUUAGUCGGGCUUGCAUUUGCGUUCAUUACGUACAGCUUAUUUUCAGAUUUAAAAUCGUUGGCAGGAACAACGCUUUUAAGCCUUCUAGCUUCACUGUUUAUGAGCCAGUUAAUCUUUGUUAUAGGUGUAGGAGGAGUACAGGAUUCCGAGCUAUGUCUCUCACUUUCGUUGGCGUUACUGUUCAUGAAGUUGGCAUCACUCUGUUGGUUGUGUUGCUGCUGUCAUCAUGCGCUCGUAUUGUUUCGCACCAACACCAAUCUUCACUCGUAUCGCGAAUCAACCAUGGGUAAAACGUUGGUUAGCUACAGUCUUGUAUCUUGGGGAUAUCCAUUGAUAAUGCUCGGCGUUGCAGCUGCCUUCAAGUAUAAGGAACGCGAGCUCAAGUUUAACGGCUACUCACACAUACAAGUGAUUGCACAAAUAGUGCAAGAACUGAAUGGUGAAAAUCAUUGUUGGCUAAUGGAAGGAUCGGCAUACUUCUGGGGCUUUCUAAUGCCAGCGAUUGUGUUACUUUUUACCGGUUUUUAUCUUGCCUGUCAGGGAGAAGGAGCUAUCAAAAUUGCCGCCGCCCUUCAGGUUGAUUCCAGAGCUAAAAACAAGUUAAUAAAAAAGCGUGGUUUGCAAAUUGGAUUAUUUUUCAAGAUUUUGGUCGUGUUAUCGUCUGUUGUAGCGCUUGGUGCCAUUGCUUCCAUUUGGAACGUAAUGGAGCUUUGGUCGAUAUACAGCAUUGCUCAGGGAGUACAGGGUCUCGUGGUAGCAUUACUAGUGUCUUGUAACUGUAAAGUUUUGAAGCUCUAUUCAGCACCUAAAACUCACAAGUCUCGCCGGGGCACGUACCGCAACCUCAAGGACGGUGAUGGUGGCAAAUACGGUAUCCUUUCCGUGUCCAACCCUAACUACGAAGAAAUAGUACAUAUCGGCAGCAUGCCCGAGGACAGUCCAUCGAGCCUUACCAAGAUGUCCUACAAGGAAGGUUGCUUCGUCGAUCGCAUCGAUAGCACAGCACCGACAGCGCUGGAUUACGCUUUCAAUGGUGAAUUGUCUACUUCGCUCUCGAUUGACGAGGUGUCGAAAACUCCUUUGCCUGUAUCAGUAUAG